Molecule: messenger RNA, 2625 nt
Organism: Adelges cooleyi (spruce gall adelgid)
Lineage: Eukaryota; Metazoa; Arthropoda; Insecta; Hemiptera; Adelgidae
Gene: Tbce
Product: tubulin-specific chaperone E
Exons: 12
Coding region: 825-2384 (519 amino acids)
Molecular function (GO): protein binding
Source: RefSeq, a predicted model, not a curated record
UUGAAUGAAAUCUCUAUGACAUUUAAGGAUAAUUAUUCCAGAGGUCAACAAACUAACAUAUUAAUCGUUUACAAUAUAAAACCGUAAAUCGGUAAACUAACGAAAAUAGUAUUUAUUGUUUAACAUGUCAUUAAGCGUCUGACGAGUAACGAUAAACAAGUUAUGCCACUACUGAAUAAGAAUUUUAGAUUAAUUAGUAGUCAAUUCAAUAUUUCAAUGUGGGCUGUCGAAUUACCUGCUAAAUGCUAAUUUGAAUGUAUAGAACUGCUAUAUAAAAACAAAUACCAUAAAUGGUUAUCAAACAUGAAAUAGAUAACAGGUCAUGAUAAAUCUAUAGGUAUGUCUACUACUUGUGUUAUCAAUUUUUACAAUAUGGCUGAUGCUUUCCUUUAGUAAGAAAUUGAAGUGAUCGCAUGGAAACCCGGGAAGCCAUUUUGCGACUAUCACAAAUUGAGGACAUACCUGUUUAUUUAUCGAGGCAUACUUUCACAGCUCUUAAUAACCAAAGUAUUUAUCCAUAAACAUUUUAUUAUUAUGUUAUCAAGUCUUGUGUAGUUAUCACAUUUUAUAAUGGGCUGAACGCUGAUUAAAAUUAUAAAAUUAGUAAAAACUAUGAAAACUGCUAACUACCGAGUGCUGAAUAAUGACUGUAAACAACUAUACUAUAUCCCAGCAAUAUACUCAUCUUCUAUAACAAUUUAAGUUUUUAACAAUUGAAUUCGUCUUAAGUUUUUGAUUUUCGACUUCUAUUUAACAAAGUAUUGAUUGUCGGAAAGUACCUUACCGGAAAUUAUCUUUAACUUAAAAAAAAUAAGAUCAUACUCAUGUCGGACAUAUUAAAAGUUAAACAAUCAAUUAAAACUGGACGUAAGGUGUCUAUUGAUUCAUAUUAUGGAAUUGUUCGAUAUGUUGGACCUAUUCCAGGAACUGAAGGGAUUUGGGUUGGAGUUGAGUGGGAUGAUCCACUUAGAGGUAAACACGAUGGUAUUUACAAUGGUACUAGAUAUUUCAAAACUACACAUACAAAUGGAGCUUCAUUCGUACGACCUGAAAAAGUUACACUUUGUGAAGUUAGUUUUUUAGAAGCAUUCAAAAAUAAGUACGGUAAAAAUUGUGAUCCAAUUAUUGAUGAAGAAAUAUCUGCAAUUAUAAAGCAAUCAAAAAUGUCAUUGUUUGAAGUUGUUGGAAUGCAAAAACUCCAGGAAAAACAAAUGAAUUUUAAUCAGUUAACCUAUGUAAAUUUGAACCAUGAAUCUAUUACAAGUGCAGACAAAUUUGGAGAAAUAGAAGAAUGCUGUCCACAGAUAACAGAUUUAGAGCUAUGUAGUAAUUGUUUUUCAAACUGGGAAACUGUUUCUCAAAUAUGCAAGCAGUUGAAACAUUUAACUAGCUUGAACUUAAGUUUUAAUAUUAUAGAAAUGCCAUUAGAUUGUAAAAAGUUGAACGAUUCUUAUAAAAACUUAAAACAAAUUAUUCUAGGUAAUUUAAAUUAUAGUUGGAAUAAUGUCAUGUGUUUGUGUUCAGCUUUUCCUCUUCUUGAAAUAUUAGAAGUUCCUGAUAAUAAUAUUGGUGAAUUAGAAACUGCUACGCAUACCAUUAAUAAUUUAGUAUUUCUAAAUUUGGAAAACAAUCAUCUUUCCUGGUCAGAAGUUAAUAAACUCAGCUCACUCACGAAAUUAGAAUGCUUAAACUUAAACCAAAAUAAAAUUUCUGCUAUCAGUGUGUUGCCAUCAUCUUUUCCAUCGCUGAAGUACUUAAUGGUUAGAGAUAAUAAUAUUCAAGAUAUGGAGUCAGUAAACGAAUUUAACAAAUUGGCAUCACUCACUUCUCUAAGUAUUCAAAACAAUCCACUCCUCAAAGGAAUGACUGUUGCAAAUUACACUUUGCAAAUAGUAUCGAGGUUAUCAACUCUGACAACAUUAAAUGGAACUGCAAUCACAAUAAUUGAAAGAAAACACUUUGAAAGAGAUUUUUUAAAGGAAUUAGAUAUAAUAUGGCAUAGACAGUUAAACAAUGAUGAAGAAAGAAAGGAUUUUCUCCUAAAAUACCCACGUUACUUAGAACUUACUGCAAAAUAUGGUUCCGAUUAUUCAGAAGACAUUAACACGUCAAACAAAAUCAAGACUAUAAGCAUUAAAUUAGUGAGUUUUUGUAAAGAAUCGAAUGUAAAACAUAACAUGAAAACAAAAACUCUGCCUGUGACCAUGACUCUUAAUCGAUUAAAAGAGUUGAGCAAACGAUUAUUUAAUUUAGGAAAUAAACCAUUAGAAUUCACUUACUCAACAUUACAGAACCCAGAUGUUGAAUACACUAUGAACAAUAUGAACCAAUCAUUAGAUUAUUAUUCUGUUGAAAAUAACGACACAAUUUUUAUAAAAUGGUAAAAUAAGAUGAUUGUAGCUAUGUUACAAAGUUUUAAAUAUGAUAUUUAUUUUUAAUUUUUUAAAUAAUAUAAUAAAGAUAAAAUUACAACAAAAUUAAUGUAAUACUAAUAAUUUUCUACAUUAUGCAGCAAAUUGUGUUAUUUCAAAAUGCCAGCCCUGUCUUAAUGUUCUAAUAAUUAUACACAUCCCAGUCGUGAUACACAUAUAAAUUCUAAAUAUGUUGCAAUUUUGCAUCAGCACU